Messenger RNA from Closterium sp. Yama58-4, 2046 nucleotides. NCBI's taxonomy places the organism in Eukaryota, Viridiplantae, Streptophyta, Zygnematophyceae, Desmidiales, Closteriaceae. The record is from the annotation of a GenBank genome assembly.
AUGGAGUCGCUCUUCGGGGCCGACUCGGACGGCUCGGGCGACGAAAAGGGCAGCCCUGGGCGCUCUGGCGACGAUCGCCAACGUCGCAGCUUGAGUCGCUCGGGCAGCGACGCGAGUGCGAAGGAUGAGCCACGUGGCAGGCGAGGAAGCGGCUCUGGUGACGACUGGAACGACCGCCGAGGAGGGGAGAGGGGGGAGGGAAGAGCGGAAGGGAGAAGAGACGAGAUGAACGGCGGAAGCGGGCGGGAAGGCAGGGGGGGGAGUAGGAAGGGGAGCGACGAGGAAGGGGAUGGGAAGCGGGAGCGGGAGGGGGAGCGCGCGCGGGGCCAGGCACAGCGGCGACGAGGGGGGCGACAGGUGAUUGACGAUGAUGAUGAGGAGGAUGGGGAAGGGGAUGGGGAGGGCAGUGGGCGGAGGAGAGGCGGGUUUGGGGGAAGGCAAGGGGCAAUGGAGGAUGAGGAGGAGGAGUUUGAGGAGAGACAGGAGGAAAGGGGCAGGAGCCCGAGGUCCCCGAAGCAUCGCCACUCCCCUCACUCUCCCAGGGAGCGACCCAAAGGGCCUCCUUUGGAGCUCGAUCUCGCGCUCUUCGACCCCCCUGCUCCACCCGACAAGAUGGUGAUGGUGAUGGCGAGCAACAUAGUGGGCAUCCAGGCGGCCCCAUUCGACCCAGACACAUACGAGGAGGGCGGCCCGCAGAACCUCAUUCGCUGGCGCCACGUGCGCCGCCCCGAUGGCACCAUGGGGGUGGAGAGCAAUGCGCGCAUGGUGCGAUGGUCGGACGGCUCGCUGCAUCUGCUGCUGGGCGCGGAAGUGCUGGCGACAGACAUCAAGAGCAUGCAGCAUGACAAGGCACACCUCUUUGUGCGCCACCCCAAGCAAGGGGUGGUGCAGGGGCAGGGGCAGCUUCUGGAGAAGAUGCGCUUCCGGCCGUUUGACACGCACAGUCUGAUUCACAAGAAGCUGACGCUGGGGCUGGACUCCAAGUACCGCAAGGGCAAGGAGCUCAAGAGCAUCGUGACCACGGGCGACCCCGAGAAGGAGAAGGAGGAGCGCGAGCGGGAACGGGCGCAACAAAUCCCCAUUCCUCCCCCUUUCUCCCCAUUCCUCCCCCUUUCUCCCCAUUCCUCCCCAUUCCUCCCCCUUUCUCCCCAUUCCUCCCCCUUUCUCCCCAUUCCUCCCCAUUCCUCCCCCUUUCUCCCCAUUCCUCCCCCUUUCUCCCCAUUCCUCCCCAUUCCUCCCCCUUUCUCCCCAUUCCUCCCCCUUUCUCCCCAUUCCUCCCCCUUCCUCCCCCUUCCUUCCGCUUCCUCCCCCUUCCUCCCCGCCUUCCUUCCCGCCUUGCAGAGCACACAGCAGCAGAUCCGCACUAAUCCGCACGAAGGAGUCCCUGAGGCAGGAGCAGGAGAAGUUGUGCUUCUCGGCUCUCACCAGCAUCUCAGUUGUCUCCUUUGCAACAACCCUAUCUCCCCCCACCCACCCAUCUCUUCCGCCUUGCAGAGCAUACAGCAGCAGAUCCGCACCAAGGAGACGCUGAGGCAGGAGCAGGAGAAGCGAGCGCGGAAGUACUCCAACCAGCCGCAGCAGCGCGCUGCACGGGACCGCGAGCAGCAGCGAUAUGGCGGGGGAUACAGGCAACAGUGCUAUACCCUGCACUCUCUUGCGCUCCUCACCACCCCUUCCUUUCCCCACCCCCCUCUGCCUCUUUCAUCCUGCCUGCGCCCUCCCUCCCACCACCAGCGCUCUCCCUCUUACGACCAUCGCCCCGCCAAGGCAGCAAAAUUCUCAGGCAGAGGAGGGCGGUACAGCAAUGAGGAGGACUCAGAUGAGGACAAAGGCCGCGGGGGGUAUGAUGAGGGGCGGGGGGGCAGGGGCAGGAGAGUGGAGGAAUCUGAUGAGGAGGGGUAUGGGCGGAGAGGGGGGGACAGGGGGCGGGGAGGAGGGGAGGAGCAGGGAGGGGAUGAGGAGGAUUGGAUGGAGGAGAGGGAGGAGAGCAAGAAGGCAGCGGCGUGGCGGAGGAAGAGAGUGGUGGAGAGCGAUGAGGAUGAUUAG